Equus caballus (horse) is the source of this 5075-nucleotide messenger RNA. The record is from RefSeq and is a predicted model, not a curated record. Lineage: Eukaryota; Metazoa; Chordata; Mammalia; Perissodactyla; Equidae.
ACAUAGUUAUAAACCAAUAUUACUUCAAUAAGGAAAAAAAAGAAUUUGUGAGAAAACUUCUGUGUACUUUUAUUGAAAGCCCAACCCGGCAUGUUAAGAUCAACCCUGUCUUCAUCUUCAUCUUGGAGCUUCUCCCCCUUUAGGGACUGGGGUCUUGGCAGAAGCAGGCUGGGACCUGCUGAGCCUGCCAGGGUAUCUCCAAGAAAACCUUAGCUAUUCUAGGCAGAGGAACCUCAAAUCCAAGUCAGCAGAUCAGUUGCAAGAAAGGAGUUGAGUGGAAGUCUCUCUGUUUGCCAAGGGAGCCUGUUCCAGGUUUGAAGUGGGGAGAGGAGCAGAGGGUACUCAGAGGAAGCAGGCUUGAGGCAGACACAGUCGGCUAAGGCGGGGUAGUUCCUUCCAGAUCCUAGUCCUUCAGAUGGAUAGAACGUGGUCAGAGAUCAGCUUCUCACAUAAGUAGCAGGAAACAUGCUCUCAAGACUAACUAGACUCAAAACUUCAGAGUUGAAAAGGGGUGUUUCAACCCUCAGCUAUGAGCAGCUAGCCAGGACCUAAGAGUUUCCGUGUUUCUAGGCAGCAGGCCCCUGGGUUCCCAGCAUCACUGAACCUACUUAGGUCCUGGUUACUUAGGUACUACUUAGUACUUAGGUGCUUAGCACCUUCUAAUAGGUACUCCCUGGGAGCACAGCCGUGGACCGCGAUCUACAGGGAAGGCACAGCCACACCUAUAAUCUCCCUGGAUCCCCACAACCAGAUGUCUGGUGCCAACAGAGGAUGCCUUUAGAGCAUUUGACAGCAGAGGAAGCAGACACUCACGGUGACUAAUGCCACACCCAGGGCCACAUAGCUACUAACGGCUUAGACAAAUGCCUGAGCAUCCAGAUCCCGGAUGCCGUUCACCAGACGCUGCUACACUCCGUCUCUUUUCUGAGGGAUCCCCAAGGGAAAGAUGAAAAACAAGUGCUCUGCUCCUCGUGUGAGCACCAGGACAUGGUGCCCAGUCUUCCCUGUAGAACCAGGGCCACGUUCAGUUGAAGGCAGGUCAGUGACAACCACACGCAGACGAUGGUGCUCAGUGAGCCCCUCCUUCUUCUGCAGUCACCCUCACCCCUUGUCUGUUCCCACUCUGGCCUAGGCGCCUGGAAGAGCCCCGGCCCGCAGCCCGUGAUCUGCCUUCGGGAGAGCAGCACUUUCUUUUCUCUGCAGCUUCAGAAACAACCGGUCCAGCUCAACAACCAGAGGUGGAGUCCCCAGAUGCCCCAACACUUCCAUCUGCCUGGGCUGCUGGGAAGGGAAGGUUGCUCUCAGAGGCGCUGAAGACCAUACUCCAGGAGGCGCUGGCACAUUCUGUGGUGUGACCAAGCGUCGGCUCCCUUUGUCGUGUGAGGGGGACUGGCUCACACGGCAGAUACUGCGGCCUCUCUUGCAAGACCCUCUGAGGAAGCCAGGAAGAGAUGCCCAAGUCAGGGAGGGAGGAGACCCCAUGGAGCAAGGACCCCUCACGGCUGAGGAAUUUAUUAGAAACAAAGAGCUUGAACUUGGAAAGGGCCUUGAACAUUGCAGGGUUCAGUCCAGGAAACUGGCUGAGGAGCCUUGGAGCAAGAGACCGAAACCAGCCAAGUUGGGGACGGAAGAGAAGGAAAGGGCUGAAGAGUGAACAGAAAGACAAAGAACAGGCAGUUCCAGAGAGCCAAGAACGCAAAUCACUUGCAGACGCCGGUGCGAUGCUCCGCCAAGACUCCUGUGGGAGUGCCUGUCACUGUGGGCUCAGGCACGUCUGCACGUCACAGUGAGUGUGAGCCUGUGUGUGUAAACGUCCCCGAUGAAUCAUCCCAUGUGUGUAAUGAUCCUGUCGGCUCAUGAAUCAUUCAGUGUGUGUCAGAGCCAGGGGGCGUGUGUGUGUGUGUGUGUGUGUGUGUGUGUGUGUGUGUGUGUUCGUUCCAGUGCACAAGUCCGUGAGGCUGCCCGGGCCGGAGUGACACUGGAAUGUGAAUGAAAGCCAGACAACGCAGCGGAGGGCAGAGCACUCCUGGGGUGAAGCUGUGUUUAAAGGGCACCACGCUUCAUUCACACCGUACAUCACACACCACAUUUCUGAACCCAGUCCAGAGAAAGCCAUCUGUCCCUCCUUCCUGCCGAAACAGCCCCAUGGAGGUGCGGUGUUAAAUUCUUCAGGCUUGCGGAGUUGUUUUCAGAGUUAGAGAUGGCCACAGUCUCAGAAUCCUAAAUCUCAACUCCUUCGUUUUACAGAGAGAGGGACUGUGGCAGAGAAAGCCGACACUGUGAUCCCAGAGUCGCAAAGCUGCCUCGUAGCAGAGCCAGGUGCCACUGGAGUGUCCUGACCGCCCCCCACCCCAUUUCCCCCCUCAGUCCUCAGUCUACCCACACAGAGUGGGUCCUUCUUCCUCGGGGAUAAGAUCACUUCUUUUUACUAAAAUGCACUCAGACUCUCUCAUGGAAUGAAACAUGUCAUAUCCUAAAGGCUGGAGUCGAUGAAUAACCUCAAAGGCAAAGCUGGGACAUCCCGGCCAGCUAGCCAUGGACUCUGAGUCAUUCGACCUCUUCUCCUAGUCAGGAGGAGCCCUCUGGGAGAGCCAUUCUGGGGCUUCUGUGUCCAUAACCGGCCAGGUCCUUUGGCAGACUUGACGCUGUGUGAUUCAGAAGUUGCUUGUGAGGCAUCUAUGAAUGUCUUGCUCAAGAGUCCUGAUUCUUUCUCCUUUCACCUUUCUGGUGGCCGUUUCACUGCUCAAUCUCGCUUACCCCACAAAAAUAAACACUGUAGGCGAUUUAUUUUAGCAGUGCUGAGGAAGAGUUUGGUAGGUAAAGAGCCUGAAUCUAUUAACUAUUAAGAUAAGGUUUGGGAUUAUCUAUGAGUUUCAACUAUCCAUUCCAUUCAUUCUUCUCAGAUGGCUCAGAGUUGACCUGAACUUCAAAGGGAUCACUUCAGCCACUGGAUUUAUUGUUCUUAUUUCAUAUUAAUUAAGUGCUUAUUAUGUACACAGCACUGCUGAGGCCAUUCAGUAGGCACAUUCUCUGUCCUGCGUCUCUGGAGAACAGAGAUUGAUCAUCUCAUUUAUCCAGACUUCAAAGCCCUUUAACUCCAAUAGCAUCUUGUCACUGACUGUGGAGGCGGCUGGGAUGCUGAGGGCACAGCAGAGUGGAAUGAAUGAAAGGGACAGAGAAACCACUGCUCCAGGUGGCAUCUGGAGUGAAGCUGGUCUUACAUCUGGGUCCAGGUUCUGCAUUCCCAGAAUGGUAUCUUCCAAACAGGGCUCUGCUACACACAUGUCUUGGGAAAGGGAAUUAGGAUGUCUUCUUGUGUGGUGGAUGGACUGACAGACCAAGCAAAUUUUGAUACAGUAGUGUCCCUCGCAGGCAGCACAUGGGCCAAAGGAGAAUAACCAAAUGUUUCUCUGAGUAUAAAUAAAUAUAUUUCGCAUUUAUUUCAGCAUUAUAUGUAAUAGCAAAAAGCUGUAAACAACCUUAAAAAUCCAUUAAUAGGAGAUUAGUGAAAUAAAUCAUGGUACAUCCAUACAAUGGAAAACAAUGCAGCUGUGAAGACUGAGUUAUAUUUACAUACAUUGACCUGAAAACAGAUCUAUGAUUAUUAGUUUAAGAAAAAGUGUUACAGAAUAUGAUCUUAUUUUGUAUUAAAAAAUUAAAAGAGGUAGCCUAUAAGUAGAUAUAUAUGUUUAUAUAUGUUUGUAUAUGUAAAAAAAAAGUGAGGAAAAUCUGUACAUGUGGAAAACUAUAUACAGUGAUGCGCCACUUAACAAGAGGGACACGUUCUGAGAAAUGCGUCAUUAGACGUCUUCAUCAUUGGGCGAACAUUAUGGACUGUACUUCCACAAACCUAGAUGGUCUAGCCUACUGCACACCGAGACUAUACGGUACUAAUCUCAUGGGACCACCGUUGUGUAUGCAGUCCGUCACUGACCAAAACGUUGUUAUGUGGCACAUGACUCUAUUUAGAAAAAAAUCUGGAAGGAUGUACAUGAAUCUGGUUACAUUGUUUACUUCAGAGGGUGCGGUUAGAAUGGGUAAGAAAAUUAAUUUUUUAUAUAGUCUGAAUUAUUUGACUUAUAAGAUGAAUUAAUUUCAUAACUUUAAUAAAGAAGAAUAAAAUGUAUUGCAAAAAUAAAGAGAAUACAAACAGGCUUGUAGGUGCCUACUGGCCACACUCAACCUUGGAGCUUGCCUCCAUGUGAAAUACCUCACUUAUUAUGACAUUUGGAGAGCUGGCAGCCAUCACUUGAGAAAACAUGGCACAUUUGGCCUCUGCUGCAGCAUCACGGAACAAAACAAGGACUUGGGCUGUCAGCUCAAAAGAAAAAUACUGAUUUGCAUAAACAUGUGUGACAUAAAUUUACUCAAUGACUUUGAGACAUUUCACUCUAAACAGAUAAAAUUAAUUAAAAUUAGUGCAAGUUUCUGGCACCUGUACUCCAAUUCUCCAUUAUUUAUCCAGGGCAUUGAAAAUUGGAAUAUGUCACAGAUUCUUAAAUCUCAUCCUGAACCAGGAGGAGGAAAGGGGAGGGAGAGACGGUUGGCCGUGUGUGCCAGACACUGGGCUGGGCCCUGCACCUAUAUCACGCCUUUUGGUCCGUAGAAUAAUCCAGCAAGGCAGGAGGAAAGGGGACAGACAUGCAUGCAGGUGUGCACACACAUGUGUUCAAGAAUGCACUAGAAACUACAGAACAAGGCAAGAGGAGGAGGCCAACCAAGGGAGAGCCUGAGCCUCAGGGAAGCAAAACCCCUUUGGCCUCACAGUGGGCACCAGGCAGGCUGCUCAUGAGGCCAAAAGGGCAGUAAUUCUGGGGGUCCCUUGAACACGGUGGCCAGGAGACUGGCUACCUUGACCUUCCCUCAGUCCACUUGAUCCCCCUUGACGGUCUGAACCUCUGGGGGAUGGGGCCCAAGCUUGAAAGGAAGUUGUAUUAGUCAGGACUCUUUUCAUAGCAAGUGACUAAAACCUAACUCAAACCAGCUUAGGUAAAACAUUGAAUUAUUUGGCUCUCAUAACUAAAAAUGUCCAUGAGUAGAUGGCUCAGUGGGAUCAGGAUUCAACUCAUGUCGAU